Molecule: messenger RNA, 2043 nt
Organism: Saprolegnia diclina VS20
Lineage: Eukaryota; Oomycota; Saprolegniomycetes; Saprolegniales; Saprolegniaceae
Exons: 13
Coding region: 20-1999 (659 amino acids)
Source: RefSeq, a predicted model, not a curated record
CGCUUGACAAGAUCGUGGCAUGGCGACGACCAUGGCCGAGCCGGCGGCCGCGCCGGGCCGGUACGAGUACCUUCUGCAGCAAGUCGUGCAGCUCAACACGGACUUGCACAAGACGGUGGCCAUGAGCCAGUCGCUCAAGGCGGAGCGCGACGGCCUACAAGAGCUCAGCGACAAGCUCAAGCACGAGCUCGAGCGCGCCGAAGACAAGUGCGACAAGAUGCAUGCCAUCUUGCUCAACGAGACCGAGCACAAGGUCGCGUCCGACCGCAAGCACGAGCAGCUCAUGCACAAGUGGAAGCAGCAGCUCGAAGCCAAAGCGCGCGAGUUUGACGCGCUGCAGAAGAGCCUCGCGCCGCCCAAAGACCUCGACCAGCUGCGCAUGAAGAUCCAAGACGAAGUCGAGCUGCCGCACCGCCAACGGGUGCAAAGCCUGCAGAUGGACAUUGAAAAGUUCCGAGACAUGUUCUUCCACGCCCGGCGCGACUACGAGAUCCUCAAGACCGAGCACGAGCAGAUACUCGUGCAGCAUGGCAGCGAGCUCGAGAGCUUGAUGGCGACGCACACCAUUCUGACGCAGGAUCUCAAGCGCAAGCUCGAGGUUGCCGAAGAGAAAGCUGAGGACAUGACCAUGGUCGAGCGCGUGCGCAAGUUGGACCAAGAGCGCGAGACCAUUUUGCUCGAGAACCAAAAGUUGCGUGUCGAACUCGAACACCUCCGCACCGCGAAACAAGACCUCUUUCAUUCGUCCGAGGUGCAAGCCACCAAGCUCCACGCGUCGAUCGCCGACGCGACGCUUGCACGCACGAACCUCGAGCUCGAGCUCAAGUCGUUGACGCGCCAGAACCAACGGCAAACCGACGAGCUUGAGAAAUGCGCUGUCCAGCGCGAUGAGCUGCAAAAGAAGCUGCGGGACGCUCACGACGACGCCACGCGGGUGCGUGAUCAGCUCAAGCAAAAAGACCUUGCCCUGCUGGACAACCAAACGCUCUACAACACAAAGCUCCGCGAGCUCCGGGUCGACGUCGAGCACGAAACGACUCAGUUCAAGGAGAAGGAAACCCAGUACCUCGACAAGAUACAUCACGUGCAGCAGGCGCUCGACCAGCUCGAGGCCGCGUACGCCAAACGCGAAAAGGAGUGGCAGAUCGAGUCGGCGCGGCAGCAACUGGUCAUGAGCAAUGACCACACGCAUUUAGCCGAGUCCUUGAGCCAGCUCGAGGCCAAGCUCAGUGAGCGCAACCUCGAGGUCGCCAAGCUGCAGGAGGACCUCGAAACCCGGGGACAAAGGCUCGUACUUGAUCUCGAGCAAGAACAACUCAAGUGCCAGCGAGUUCAAGGCGAGAAGGAGUCGCUGCAGCUCAAGUACAACACCAACCAAGAACUGGUGGCCAAACUCAAGGCAGAAACACUCACGUGGCGGGCCCAGCACAAGGAAAUGGAGCAAGAGUACCGAGCGCUGCAAGCCAAGCAUCGCGACGCUUUGGAGACCCAACAGGAGCUUCAAAGUAUCCUCGAGCAGUACAAAGCCAAGAUCGAGUACCUCGAAGACGACGUGAGCCAGCUCACCAAGACGAUGCAGAAUGAAAAGGAGCACUGCAGCCGCGUCCAGCAGCAACUCCAGCAGCAGCUCGACGAGUCGGUGGCUGCGGCCCUCUCGGCACGCCGAAGUCUGCAGCACGACUUGAAGUCCAACGUCUCCAAGCUCAGCCACGCCCUCCACAAGGCAGAAAAGAAACGAGACGCGUACAAGCAAAAGUGUCUCGAGGUCCACGAGCGCUACAAGGUGGCACUCAAGGAGCGGGACGCGCUGGCGAUCGAAGCCCAGCGCCUCAAGGAGGACCACCAGAGCGAGAUCCAACACCUUUUGCAGCAGUGGCACCAGACCGAGCACGACAAGACACAGCAGCUCCUCGCGUCAAGUCUCUUCAAGCCGGACGCCAAACUCGACGCCUUUCUUGCCCAAGUGGACCAAUAUACACAGGACUUGCCACCCGCGUAAGAAAUAGUAAAAGACUAUAACUGCAACGCGUAUUAGCUCCCCAA